Messenger RNA from Emiliania huxleyi CCMP1516, 1059 nucleotides. RefSeq lists its product as hypothetical. The transcript is spliced from 3 exons. The record is from RefSeq and is a predicted model, not a curated record. Lineage: Eukaryota; Haptophyta; Isochrysidales; Noelaerhabdaceae. Bases 1 to 1059 code for a protein of 352 amino acids.
AUGACAAUCCUGCUGAAACAGCUCCACCUGUGGUUCGGCGAUGUGUGCCGCCACAUCGAGGGGGAGGAGGAGGCGAAGCGCCUCUACUCCAAGCUUUCGAACACGUCCCACCCGAGGAUCAAGGGCGACGCGCUGCGCUCGCGCUGUGCUCAGCAGGCGACCAACAGUGUGUGGGGCAAGCCCGACCCUGCUCUGAGCCGGUUCCAGAACGACGCUUUGGUCGCGGCGCGCGUGCUCGCCUUCCUCAACUCGAAGAGGCUCCCGGUGACCGCUGUGAGAGCCACGCUUCUGGCACACCAGAUCACGGACGCCGCCUCGCUCAGCCAGCGGGAGUGUGCCCAGCGGCUCUUCGACCACUGGACGCAGCCGCAGUCGCCGCCCUGCCCCGUCUGCGCUGCAAACGCCGCGCGUGGCUCUGUCGCAACCCGCUCUCCUCAGCGUGCAGGAGUGGGCACCGGAAGGGAGGGGAACAAUGAGGUCGAGAACCGCAUCGGCGGCCUCAGCAGCGUCUGCAGAGAGCCGAUCAGACUCGGGUCCACGGUGAAUGUCAGGUUAGGACUUCCGCGGCGCCGCUCUGGGCGGCGGGCUGAGCCGAUCGUAGCGGCGAGCCUCGGUCGAACGAUGCAUGAGGCCCGUCACGGACAGCCGCUGAGCAGUGAGCUCCUUCUGCUCGUGGGCGCCGGCGAGGGCACGCCUGUGCUGCCGGCAUCGGGCGAGCAGCAGCGGCGCCCGAUCGGCGUGGUCCUGGCGGACGAAGCCUCUUCCGUGGCCGCAAAGCCGGCCGCCGGCUCACGCUGGUGCUUCUCCGACGCGGUCGAGUCCGACCCGGCCGGCCGCGACUUUGCGCGCUCCACCGACUGCUGCACGCUCCGCUGGACGCCUGCAAAGGGCCGUCACGCCACUGCGACCCGCGAGAUCUCGCGUGGACGCGUGCUUCUGCGGGCCUCGGCUGCGGCAGCCCCCAACACGGCUGCGAGCGGCGCGGCGACCGCCCUCCUCGCGGAGUUGUCGGGGCGCGCACGCCCUGGCGGACUCUGUGGACGCCCCACUUUGUCUUGA